Oreochromis niloticus (Nile tilapia) is the source of this 2508-nucleotide messenger RNA. RefSeq names its product F-box only protein 6. The transcript has 7 exons. Gene Ontology annotation, cellular component: SCF ubiquitin ligase complex; cytoplasm. The record is from RefSeq and is a predicted model, not a curated record. Gene Ontology annotation, molecular function: protein binding; ubiquitin protein ligase activity. Lineage: Eukaryota; Metazoa; Chordata; Actinopteri; Cichliformes; Cichlidae. The coding region runs from base 482 to 1318 and encodes 278 amino acids. Gene Ontology annotation, biological process: SCF-dependent proteasomal ubiquitin-dependent protein catabolic process; ERAD pathway; glycoprotein catabolic process.
GAUUUGAUGAGUUGUACCUAUUUGCUGUUCGAAAUUGUUCAGUUAAAAAAAAAAGGGAAAAAUCCCCGGAUGAACCAUAGCGGAAGUCUCCGUCAAGAAGGCUUAGGAGAAUGUUAGCUAUGAAUGUUUUCCGGAGUAUCCCCGGUGUUUUACGGUAUUAACAGAAUCAGUCUUUGUUCUUCAGUUACUGCGUGCUAGAGAGCACAACACAGUGGGAGUGACUGUUGUGGACGAACUACAUAUGUAGCAUUUUAGGGCAUUUCCCCGCCUCUGAAGGGCGGCUCGAAUGUCUCGAGGUAAAUACCACCGCAGCUGUCAGGAGGGCAAUGUAACAUUGGGACCUCAUCUCUAGCUGCACUUCCGCGUUGUCGGCUACAAAUGGGUCAACACCAACGACGUUAGAAAAGACUUGUUUUUAGAGAAGACAGCGAGGGGUAUAGCAGUACCAGGCUACUUUACAGCCCUUGGUUCGUCGCAAGGCAUGAAGAGGAAAACGAAAGUCAUGGGUGCAAGUCACAGCUAUGGUUCUGCGAGUUCAAGGUCUGGCACAAGAGGCGUUGUAGCACAGCAGGCAACCUCGUCCUCGGCUCAAGAGAUCCUGGAGGAAAUCUUCCUACAUGUUCCGGCCAACCAGGUGGUUCGUGUUUGUCGGUUGGUGUGCUCACAGUGGAAAGAAGUGGCUGACAGUGAAUCUUUAUGGAGAGUAAGAUGUAGAAGAGAAGGAUACAACCUUCGUGAUUCUUCCAAAACACCUGAAGACUGGAGGUUAUUUUACUUCUUAUGCAAGAAAAGAAGAAAUCUUCUCAAGAAUCCAAGAGGAGAAGGAAAAAUGACAGGUUGGAUGAUAACCGAGAAUGGUGGUCAUGGGUGGAAAUUAGAGGACGUUAUGGUGCCACAUCCAAAUGAAGUAGUCAAGAAAAACUUUGUGACCUCUUUUCACAUGUGCACAAAGGAGCAGCUAAUUGAUUUGGAAAAGGAAGGCUACAGCCCGGCCUUUAUGGAUAACUUCGUACCAGACAUCAAAAUAUCUGAUUGGUAUGCACCACGAUGGGAUUGUGGAUGUGAAUAUUCAAUCUCUGUUGCAUUGCUGGAUGCAAAGCAGAAGGUUAUCCAGUCCUUUACUCCCGAUACUGUUUUCUUUGAUCAGUGGAAUGAUCAGGAGUGGAAUCAGAUGAUCCAUGUAUUCCGGGACUAUGGACCAGGAGUGAGAUACAUUCGUUUUAGGCAUGGUGGCAAGGACACACAGUACUGGGCUGGAUGGUAUGGAAUACGUGUCACAGACAGCAGCGUUGAAAUAUGUCCAGCAGUGGACACAUAGCUUGUUGGAAUUUGUCCAGUUCUUCCAUCCUGUGUUUGCCUGCAAUUGCACAUUAUCUUCUUACAUCUUACUGACCAUCUAUUCAUGUUUCCAGAGCUAUAAUCUCUGUAUGUGCACAAGUUUUCCAGUGAAAAGCAAUUUUCUUUAAUGUUUCACACAGAACACCUUAAAUAAACAAAAACGUGUUCACUUGCUUUUUGUGAUUGUCAUUGUGAUGUCAAUACUGAAGAUUACUGAGUAUUGUUUAAUUUGGCAGGCUAAGUACUAUUUCAUGUACAAUUACAUCUAAAAGUUUACCCAAAUUCAAAAUAAAAGGAUCACUACUUUGUAGCUGGAUUUCAGAUUUUCAUGAGCCCAUCCAUCCAUCCAUCCAUCCAUCCAUCCAUCCAUUCUCUUCCACUUAUACUUUUCAGGUUUGUGGGGGGCUGGAGCCUAUCCUAGCUGUCUUAGUGUGAGAGGCAGAGUAGACCCUAGACAGGUCGUAAGUCUUCUGCAGAGACAGACAACCAUUCGCUCUCACAUUCACUUAAGGGCAAUUUAGAGUUACCAAUUAACCUAAUUCCACUACUUUUCAUGAUCCAUAAUUAUCAACAUUAAAACAAAAAAUGUUUGGAAAAAUGUACUUUGUGUAAUGAUUUGUAAGAUGCAAUUGUAUAAUUUGCAUAAAUUAAACUUUUCGUGUUCUCCUUUAAAUUUGUUAAAUUUUAAUCUGGAAAAUUUCAGGUAUUUUUGAGAACAGCUACUGAUUCAGACAUAAGAACCCCUUCAGUUUCAUUGAACUGGAUGUAUAAGAUCUUGUCAGAAGCCAGUUAUUUCCGUUGAGAGAUUGAUUUGUUUAGAUGUCUGCUAGUUUAACUGUGAUUAUUGGAGAUAAAACCUGUCCUUCUAGUUUUGAGGUUUUUGUCAUAUAAUAAGCAAGUAUGAUUUAUAUUUGUAUUCUGCUGUUGAUAUGGGAUGAAUGAGUAUUCAGUGAUUGGCCUUGACUUGUUUGUCUGGAAGCCAGCAUGUGACUUAAUCCAUAUUUGCCUUACACAUACUUGCCUUUACUUUCCAUUUUGUAGUGUGAGAACUGGAUGUAAGCUUAAAUGUUAACACAUGCUUCAGAGGGAAACUUAAAAGCCAUAUACUGUAUAAGACUGUGUGAAAUUUAAAAAACAAAAAUUAAAGUGCAUUGUUGUGCUUUGCGGUUA